Messenger RNA from Peromyscus leucopus (white-footed mouse), 960 nucleotides. RefSeq names its product ferritin heavy chain-like. Bases 1 to 960 code for a protein of 319 amino acids. Gene Ontology annotation, cellular component: cytoplasm. The record is from RefSeq and is a predicted model, not a curated record. Gene Ontology annotation, molecular function: ferrous iron binding; ferric iron binding. Gene Ontology annotation, biological process: intracellular iron ion homeostasis; iron ion transport. NCBI's taxonomy places the organism in Eukaryota, Metazoa, Chordata, Mammalia, Rodentia, Cricetidae. The transcript is spliced from 3 exons.
AUGUGCACAGGUGCCAUUUUGACUAAAGUUAAAGAGAGCUCAUAUGGCUUCACCACCAUCUUUAGUGAGGGUGACCACAGGGACCGGCCAAACCAAGGAGAUCUGUCUUACAGACACCUGCAGGUACCCGAGAAAGAGUCCUGCUACUGUAUCAAGGAAUCUGACAUGGUGGAUCAGUCCCUAGACAGGUCCACCCUUUCUGCCAAACUUGUGCAAGGCCAACCCACAGGGGCCCUCCUGAUUUGCCAGCCCCUGCGUGAGUUAGGAGGAGACCUUUUUGCCCAGAGUCGCCGUGGUUUCCUGCUUCAACAGUGCUUGAACAGAACCCGGUUGUCCACCCCUCUGACCGAGCCAGAACUCUUGCAACCUCUUCACUCCAGCAUCGGCACCACGCCUUGCCCUGCCGCUGCCAUGACCACUGCGUCUCCCUCCCAAGUGCGCCAGAACUACCACCAGGACUCGGAGGCCGCCAUCAACCACCAGAUCAACCUGGAACUGUACGCCUCCUACGUCUAUCUGUCUAUGUCUUGCUACUUCGACCGGGAUGAUGUGGCUCUCAGCAACUUUGCCAGAUACUUUCUCCACCAAUCUCAUGAGGAGAGGGAGCAUGCUGAGCAACUGAUGAAGCUACAGAACCAACGAGGUGGCCGAAUCUCCCUGCAGGAUAUCAAGAAACAAGAGCGUGAUGACUGGGAGAACGGGCUGAAUGCAAUGGAGUGUGCACUGCACUUGGAGAAGAGUGUGAGUCAGUCACUCCUGGAACUGCACAAACUGGCUGCUGACAAGAAUGACCCCUACCUGUGUGACUUCAUUGAGACCCAUUACCUGAAUGAGCAGGCGAAAUCCAUCAAAGAACUGGGUGGCCACGUGACGACCCUCCGCAAGAUGGGAGCCCCUGAAGCUGGCCUGGCAGAAUAUGUCUUUGACAAGCUCACCCUGGCACGCAGUGGUGAGAGCUAA